Molecule: messenger RNA, 1149 nt
Organism: Spea bombifrons (plains spadefoot toad)
Lineage: Eukaryota; Metazoa; Chordata; Amphibia; Anura; Pelobatidae
Gene: TMEM150C
Product: transmembrane protein 150C
Exons: 9
Coding region: 279-1034 (251 amino acids)
Source: RefSeq, a predicted model, not a curated record
CUGGAGAAGGAAAAUGUAAGCUUGAGAGCUGAGAGGCAUUUAUUUCAGUGGUCUGUACGGAAAGGAGGAGGAGUGCUAACAAAAGCCUUUCCCUGCUCGUUCUAUAAACCGGCCAGAAUCUGCUGUCUCCAGGUAGCGGGAAGUUCCCGGGAGCCUUUCGUGUGAAUCUGGAGGUGAGUUCCUGUUCCAGCUUAAUCGAGCAGGUAGAAGGCCUCGGCUUCCAUUGUUCUCCAAAGCGGGUCCGGCAUCAGGAUCUGAAAAAACAAAGCAGAAAAACUAUGGAUACCAAAAAGUGCAGUGUGUGGAUGUUUCUUCCCCUUGUAAUGUCUUUGUUCAGUGCAGUUGGACUUUGGAUAGUGUACUUUAUAGCCAUAGAAGAUAGGAAAAUUUUUCCUCUAACCUUAGACAGACGACCUGAUUUAAGAAGACCUCCAUAUAUAAGUGUUGCAGGUGAUGCACCUCCAGCAAGCUGUGUAUUCAGUCAAGUGAUGAAUAUGGCAGCCUUUCUGGCCCUUGUGAUUGCUGUCUUGCGGUUCAUACAGCUUAAGCCGAAAACAAUCAACCCAUGGCUCAGCAUAAGUGGACUGGUAGCCUUCUGUCUGACAUCAUUUGGAAUGACAUUACUGGGUAAUUUUCAGCUUAGUGGAAAUAUGCAAAUUCAUAACAUUGGCACAUCCAUGACAUUUGGAUUUGGAACACUAGCCUGCUGGAUCCAGUCUGUCUUAACCUUUAAAAUAAACAUCAAGAAUGAGGGAAGGAGAGUUGGAAUCCCAAGAGUUAUUUUGACUACAAUCAUUACAUUAUGUGUCAUAAUUUAUUUUAUCUUUGAAUGGCAGAAGCUUAACAUUCUGGCUCCAAGGGUCCAGUGGGUUCUUGUUAUGUGCUUUGUGACAUACUUUGGUACAUUAGCAGUUGAAUUUAGGCACUGUACGUUUGAAAUAAUUUGCAUCGAGAACCAGGAACAUCAAGAGAUCUUUCACAGCAUGUCAGAAAACAUCUCUGAUAUGUCGGAAUAUCAGACAGAUCAAGUUUAAAACCUUGGAUGUUAUGGCCAAUGUAUGCUCGGACAUAUGAACGCAGACACUGUCUAUUUUUAAAUCAGUAAGAAUAUUUGAGAACUUGUUUUGUGUCUUUGUGUUGUGCCAGAUU